AUGGCUGCGCAACAAGUACAUCUGGAUCGACCAGCAAAAGGCCAUCGCUCUCACACCCUUUCGUGUCUCCCUCCUGUUUUCCCGACCCCCCCCCCGCCUGCCUGCCCGCCUGCCUUUCUCCCACCAGAGUCAUGGCUGCGCAACAAGUAUAUCUGGAUCGAGCGCCAGAAGGGUGUCAUGGCAUGGACCGAUGUCAACUGCACAACCAAUGAGCCUUUGAUUGCCACACCACCUCCUACUGCCGCCCCUGCUCCUCCUCCUCCCGUGAUCCACCUCCCCUCCCCCUCGCUCUCCCCCCCUCCUCUCCUCAUUGCUGCCCCCAGCCCCCCUGUCAUGCCCUACCUUCCCCCAACCCAUGGAUCCAUGCGCCCUGUUGCCCCCCCGCCUCCCCCCCCCUCCCCUCGACCCCACGCUCCGCCCCACCCACGGCUCUAUGCGUCCCCCACCUAUCGCGCCUCCCCCACCCGAUGCACCAGCCUCGUCCCUCAAUCCACCAUACCUGGAUUCACCCCCAUCCUCUCCCCCGGAACCCUGCACAACUCGGCUGGCAGCACGGACGUUCCAGCCGCCCUUGGGCGGCUGGCAGCACGGACGUUCCAGCCGCCCUUGGGGUCAGCAGUGUAUGCGGGGGCAACGCUGCGAGUCACCUUCUCCUCCAUGCAGCUCUCCUCCGCCUCCAUGCAACUCAACCUCAACGCCGGGGACCCCACGGCUGCUGUUGCUCUUGCCGAGGACCGCCGAUGCGCGCUCUUCUCCCUCUCCUGA
Molecule: messenger RNA, 765 nt
Organism: Closterium sp. Naga37s-1
Lineage: Eukaryota; Viridiplantae; Streptophyta; Zygnematophyceae; Desmidiales; Closteriaceae
Source: the annotation of a GenBank genome assembly